Rotaria sordida is the source of this 1002-nucleotide messenger RNA. NCBI's taxonomy places the organism in Eukaryota, Metazoa, Rotifera, Eurotatoria, Philodinida, Philodinidae. The record is from the annotation of a GenBank genome assembly.
AUGGAAUUCGGUGCCGAUCUAAUUGAUGAUCGUGUAUGGCUUGGAAGUCUUGCUGCAAUGGAAAAUACGAUUGCACUUGACAGUCUUCAUAUCACACAUAUUUUAAGUUUAAUUAACUCAGAACUACCAAUCAAUGAGAAUGACAAUAUCAUACGUAAACAUAUUCGUGUUGAAGAUGAUGAAACAACAGAUUUGUUAACUGAAUUUGAUUCAUGUUACGAUUUUAUAGACAAAGCUUUAUCAGAAAAUUCAACUAAUAAUGUACUCAUACAUUGUCUUGCUGGUGUAUCUCGUAGUGCUACAAUUGCAUGUAUGUGGUUAAUGCGUCGACAUAAAUUAUCAGCUAAUGAUGCAUUAAAACGACUAAAACUUGCACGUUCUAGUAUUCAUCCAAAUAUGAGUUUUGCAGCUCAAUUGUAUUUAUUCGAACAAAUGAACAAUCAAUUCGAUGUUAAUCAUGGAUUGUAUAAAGAAUUUCAUUUCGAACGUGCUCGUGCUCUUUAUAUUGAUCAUGAUACAGAUAUUGAAGGAAUUGAUAAAAAAAACGAACUUCGUCAACAAUUUCGUAAAGCAUUUACUCUACCGUAUGGUCAUGCUACAUGUACUGAAACAGAAACAUAUAUGUGUCGUCAAUGUCAAAAUGAAUUAUUUACUAAUGCUGAUUUGUCACGACAUUCAGAAGGUGUUGGACUAUACAAUUGGUUUAUGAAAUAUGGUAAUGAAAAACUAUUCAAAUUAUUAUCUGAAGUAGAAUGUCAUCGAGAAGUGUUUACUCAUUGUCUCAAAUGGUUGAUGAUUCAAAUAGAUACACCUGAAAAUUCUCAUAGUGAUUCUAUUAAAUGCCCGAAAUGUUCCGUAAUUAUAGGAAAUUAUAAUCUAAAUGGUACAAAAUGUUCAUGUGGCAGAUGGGUUAUGCCAGCAUUUCAUUUCGAUAUCGAUAAAAUCGAACAAAAAACAGUUACUAAGAUUAAUAUUGAAACAAAAAGUGUGUCAUCAUCAUAA